AUGAGCGACCACCCGACGACACAGACCCGCGCCGACGACCCGGACAACUGCGGCCAGCCGGACCCGCUCACGAUCGAGAAUGACGCAGACGCCGCCGUACCCCACACCCACCCGCAUCCUACGGGCAAGGGCGUGCUCGCUAUCGACAUGGACGACGUUUUGUGCAACACGAACCAGACCAUCGUUGACAUGCACCACGACCUGUUCGACGUCUCGCCCCCGAUCACACUCGAUGAGUUCCACCACUACCUCUACUGGCACAACCGCGGAUGGGGUAACCAGACCCAGACGGUGGAGAUGGUCCUGUACCGGAACGGCCUCAUGGACCGCCCGCGCCUAGUGCCGGGAGCGAAGGAGGGCUUGGAGACGCUGAAGAAGAUGGGCUACACCCUCAUCAUCAUCACGGCGCGAUCCGAGAGUCAGCGUGAGGGCACCGAGGAGUGGCUUGCCCAGAACCUGCCGGACAUCUUCGACGAGAUCCACUUCACGGGCGCGUUCAACCACCUGAUCCCAGCGACGAAGGAGGAGCACGAGGGCCACGCAGCGAAGCGCGCCGUUGUCUCGCACCACAAGCGCACAAAGCACGAGGUCAUGAUGCAGACGAACGCCCUGCUGCUCGUCGACGACAGCGCCGAGAAUGCGCUGACGUGUGCUCGCCUCGAGCCGCACAAGCAGGUCCUCCUCUUUGGCUCGUACCCCUGGAACGCGGAGAUUCGCAACCCCGCCGACCCCGAGAAUCCCGAUGACAAGAAGACAUACGUCGAGCUUGAGAAGGAGGGCAAGCUCGACGAGGCGAGGCAGAGGAGACAGAAACGUAUCGACGAGGCGUGGCUGCCCCAGGGCGUUACGCGGGUGAAGGACUGGCACGAGGUCGUCGACUACGUGAAGGGAUUAGACAAGUAG
This is a messenger RNA of Trichosporon asahii var. asahii CBS 2479, 903 nucleotides long. RefSeq lists its product as uncharacterized. Lineage: Eukaryota; Fungi; Basidiomycota; Tremellomycetes; Trichosporonales; Trichosporonaceae. The record is from RefSeq and is a predicted model, not a curated record. The transcript has 4 exons. The coding region runs from base 1 to 903 and encodes 300 amino acids.